Venustampulla echinocandica is the source of this 1866-nucleotide messenger RNA. RefSeq lists its product as uncharacterized. Gene Ontology annotation, cellular component: membrane. Gene Ontology annotation, biological process: transmembrane transport. Gene Ontology annotation, molecular function: transmembrane transporter activity. The transcript has 3 exons. The coding region runs from base 1 to 1866 and encodes 621 amino acids. Lineage: Eukaryota; Fungi; Ascomycota; Leotiomycetes; Helotiales; Pleuroascaceae. The record is from RefSeq and is a predicted model, not a curated record.
AUGCCAGCAUCAGCAACAAAUUAUUGCCCUCGGGAAAAUCAGAAUUCGAUAGCAUCACCAGCUCCAUCCGCUACACAAGGGGAAGAGAGUGCUCCAACUGCAGAAUCGACGGAGUUGGAAGAUGUAAAUCAACAAACGUCAUGCUGCAAUAGCAUCAAGCUCACCACUAUUGGAGGCAGCGAGGACGAUGAAUUUGAGCUGGAGGGGCGCAGGAACGUCGAUGCCCGGGAUGGCAGGAUAGAUGACUCGAGCAAUGAAGCUCGAGAAGAAGAGACCUUGGAGGGGAGAAUUGAGCGCCUAGGUCGCGAGCGGCCCAAGCAAUUCAAAUCCCUAUGGGCUGAAGUCGCUUUUGUCUUCUCCGUUGCGAUGUCCCAGGUUCUUAGUGAAUACUUCGUCUCUGGUUUCACGGUUGUGCUCCCCAUCGUCAUUAUCGAUCUAGGAAUGCCCGUAGCAUCAAGUAUCUGGCCCGCCUCGGCCUUUUCCCUGGUCGUCGCUGCGUUCCUGCUGAUGUUCGGUCGUCUCGGGGACAUGUACGGCGGCUACCCAUUGUAUGUAGGCGGCAUGGCGUGGUUGGCGCUGUGGAGUCUGAUCUGCGGGUUCUCCCAGAAUGAGUUGAUGCUAGACUUUAGCCGCGCGUUGCAGGGCUUAGGACCAGCAGCAUUCUUGCCGAGCAGCGUGAUGUUGAUUGGGAGUAUUUACAGGCCAGGGCCAAGGAAAAAUCUGGUAUUUUCCAUUUACGGGGCUGCCGCUCCGGUUGGAUUCUACGUUGGCAUCUUUUUCGCAGGAGUUACUGGUCAGUACACAACAUGGGGUUGGUACUUUUGGAUCGGCAUGUUCCUCUCCCUCGUCACGGCCAUCACGUCAUACCUGUAUAUCCCUUCUGAUAUCAAAGAGCGCCGAGCGUUAGGUAUUAAAAUGGACUGGCUCGGUGCCAUUCUCAUAAUCGUCGGCCUUAUCCUCUUUACCUUCGCCAUUAUCGACUCCGCGCACGCACCCCAGGGUUGGAAAACGCCUUACAUCUACGUCCUCUUUAUUGUCGGCUCUCUUUUCCUCCUCGCUGCGGUCUAUGUCGAAACCUAUGUGGCUGAUGAGCCCCUCCUCCCAGCCUCUUUGUUCAAAGUCAGAUGCAUGACGCCGCUCGUGUGUGCUCUCUUCCUCACCUAUGGCUCCCUAGGUAUAUUUCUCCUCUAUGCCACCUUCUAUAUGGAAAACGUCAUGUCAGCUUCCCCACUCCUCGUUGUCGCCUGGUACACUCCUAUGGCACUAGGCGGUAUUUUCAUCUCCACCUUCGGCGGCUUCAUUCUACAUCUCCUCUCAAGCACAAUGCUCAUCUACAUCGCGGGCCUUUCCUGGAUCGUUGCCCCGCUGCUAUUCGCCAUCGCCCCCUCUGGUGCUAACUACUGGGCCUACAUGUUUCCCAGCAUGAUUUUUGCCACCAUUGGUAUAGAUGUAACGUUCACCGUGGCGAAUAUCUUUAUCACUACCAGCUUGCCCAAGAAAGAGCAGGGCCUAGCCGGCGCGUUGAUCAUGCUGCUCUUGCAUCUUGGUAUCGCUGUUUGUCUUGGGUUUGCAGAUAUUGUGAACAGUAAGACCCUGUCAAACCUAGGGCAGAGAAAAAGCUAUCAGGCAGUAUUCUGGUUUGAGGUAGCCUGUGCAACUACUGCACUGGUGAUUUUGGUUCUGUUUGUGAGGGUUCAGAAGGCAACAAGUGCGCUCACCGUUGAUGAGAUGGCGGAAAUGAAAGAAGUGGCGCGACGAGAAGCUGAGCAUAGUGCUGGACAUGUGCUAGUGAAGUCGAGUUCAUUGGAUCCAACCGCGACGGGUCAUGCUGGGAGCUCUUUACCAUAUUUGCCUCCGAACCGUUGA